Messenger RNA from Dibothriocephalus latus, 235 nucleotides. Lineage: Eukaryota; Metazoa; Platyhelminthes; Cestoda; Diphyllobothriidea; Diphyllobothriidae. The record is from the annotation of a GenBank genome assembly.
UGUCUCCGCGGAGACCCUUCUCGCUGACUUGGACGCCUUCUACGAGCUGCUCAUCAGGGAAUUCCGACAGCGAGUGUUAAAUGUCACCUGCGUCACCUCCAACAGUUCCGUCUUCUCACCCCGUGAGGAGUCUGUGCGCAGUCUGCGCGCUGACUGGCAUGCCGACGAACGUCUGACCGGACGGUGGCGUUCGCUCAGACAGCGACUCAGCAUCCUCCUUGGUGGCCUCGGUGGU